AUGGACGAUGCUACGGUUUUUAAAGUGUCUUUCAUAUUCCCAAAUAAAGACGAGUAUAAGGGGGAGUGCAAAAGGACACCUGAGGGUAUGCUCAAGAGGAACGGUCAUGGAGUCCACACCGGUGCCAACAGAACUACGUACGUCAGCAGCUGGAAAAAUGACAAACUGAAUGGUACUGGAAGGCUAGAACAUCCUUCUGGGCCAGUUUAUGAAGGCAAGUUCAAAGACAGCAUGUUUCAUGGGGCUGGAACCUACACAUUUCCAAAUGGAGCAAAGUACAUUGGACCAUUCAAUGAAAACAAGUAUGCUUGA
Molecule: messenger RNA, 312 nt
Organism: Pygoscelis adeliae (Adelie penguin)
Lineage: Eukaryota; Metazoa; Chordata; Aves; Sphenisciformes; Spheniscidae
Gene: MORN2
Product: MORN repeat containing 2
Exons: 4
Coding region: 1-312 (103 amino acids)
Source: RefSeq, a predicted model, not a curated record